Clupea harengus (Atlantic herring) is the source of this 6370-nucleotide messenger RNA. It is a transcript of the gene arfip2b, whose product is annotated as arfaptin-2-like. The record is from RefSeq and is a predicted model, not a curated record. Gene Ontology annotation, biological process: intracellular protein transport; regulation of Arp2/3 complex-mediated actin nucleation. Gene Ontology annotation, cellular component: trans-Golgi network membrane. NCBI's taxonomy places the organism in Eukaryota, Metazoa, Chordata, Actinopteri, Clupeiformes, Clupeidae. The coding region runs from base 1994 to 3250 and encodes 418 amino acids. The transcript has 11 exons. Gene Ontology annotation, molecular function: phospholipid binding; protein domain specific binding.
CAACCCUUAUAAUUUUCCACCUGCCGUACAUAUCGGUUAUGGUCAGUAAAAAUAUAUUCUUUCGUGUGGUUCUUAUUUUGUAUCGUUUUAGCAUCCGUUAAAAACUAUGACAAUGUGACAUGAAUGACAGAAAUGAUCAAUACAUCUGCCUAAAUUGAUGCUUUGGAGAAUUAAAGAAGGCCGGACAGUUUGGUGAACCGACAUUUGGAUAUUGGAUCCUGUCGCUAAAGUAGAGAGCUAUGUUAGCAAGUUAGCGAUGCCUAACGUUAGCUACAUUUCAGUCUGGCCCUGUAACAUUGCCUGGAAUUCGUGUUCGUUGCCAGAGACAUGGUAGUCGUUACCUAGAUAGUGCUUGCCUCAAAUUGAUGCGAAAUUCUCAGUGGAGAAAGAAGAUAUUUUUCUUGGUGUUUCUAACACUAUGACUGCCAGCGUGAGUUCUCAAGCACAGAUCAUUCGUUUCAAUGCACUUUAGCCGAAUAUAAAUAUAUCUUGAGCGUUAACAGAUAUUUGUUUAGCAUAAUAAUCUAACGUCAUCUUUUAUUUUAGUGUGAAGCGAGACAGUUAAUGAUAGGUGCAGAUAACAGAUUGCUAUGGUUCCCACCUGCGAUGCACCUGUCGGAGGCUAUACUGACUUGUGUUGGGUGGUCUAGUGAGAUAGCGAUAGCCUAAUAUGUGGGUUAGCCUACCUAGUUUCUAUUAUGGUUCGGGACAUAAUAACGCUGGACGUUAGCCUAGGUACAUAAAUAACUCAUUUAUGAAAUUCAUAACUGUAUGCUAGAGGAUAUAAUGUUAUGUUUCAUUUUACAAUACUUUUCUGUCCAAACAUAGUUUGCCGUCGGAUCAAAGAUAGCCCUUCGUAUUCUUUGCAUUGGAUUUGACAGCUUUGCCAUUCACAGUCAUAGCCUUGGCUAGCGAUAUCCCAUUAUCUCUAACUUAAUGGACACAAAUGUCUCUUUAGGUGACGUUAGGUCAUAAUUCGGUUGUAUUGUAUUAUUUAGUGCGUCCAUUCUUGUUCUGGUCGUUAUAGAAAUUGUACCAAAUGGGUCUUAUUUAUUGGUCUAAGAUGUUAUGAAGCUGCAGCAUUGGUUAGUAAGGCAGCAGUGUCCAUUUGUGUAUUAACUAUUGCACUAUUGAAUUCGCUAUUGCAGUGGUCGAAAGGUGCCAUGUAAAGAGUGAUUGUUCUCAGCUUUACAAUGCCCUCCAGUUAACGUGUCUUUAUUGGCUUGGCCUAUUUGUCUCUGGAAGUCUGGUUCAUCUGAAGGUCUCUUCCGUCUUUGUUUCUUUUUUUUUGCCAUUUGGUCGUUAGAACUUCAAAUUUGAAAUCUUAAAGAGGAGGAUAGAAGUCACAUUUUUUGUGUUGCACCUGCUACCUUCAUGUAGCCUAAUUACCUGUCUGUCAUCAGUGUGUGAUAACGUGGACUAAAACUUUUGAUGAAUGGUACCCUCAGGCUACGUGCUGGGAGACUUGAAUUUAUGUUAUGUCGUCAUGGAAACAUACAUUGACAUCAGUAUCCGUUUCCCUUCUGUGCAGUAAAACUCAUAGUUUUGUGAAAGUGUGGUGCUGAAUUUAUGUUCUUUUCUUGAACUGGGUGUCAACAUUGUAAUUGGCUGUCAAAUCCCCUUCAGACAUAAAAGUGUAACUGCACCCUAAAAUGUUUUUUAAAUGUUUUUUUUUUCUAGCAGUGAUCUAAAUGAUAUGACUGAACUGAGUUGAAACACAUCAACACAACACCUAGCCCCUGCCCGUGAGUGUCAGUCUCAUUUUCAUUUGCUGAUUGAGACCCACCAUUCACACAGGUUUAAGCCUCCCACUCCAGCCCCUUGUCCGCUUUUUAGCAUUUUUCAAAAUUAUACAGUGGGUGGAGUUCGGCUCAGAGCUGAGGCUGUAGCCUACUUACACUUUAAUUCUGUCUAGGAGGCGGAUGGUAGGAGAGAGGACCGUUUCUUUGCUCUGAAUCUCCAUAGCUGUGUGGAGAGCUGGCACAAGGAUGCCAUGGUGCCAUAUUUAAUGCAAAACUCCAGCAUGGCAGACAGCAUUAUGAGCAGGGCUGCCACCAUGGAGAUUCCCAUUAACAGCAACGGGGACUCGAGGAAUAUCCCUGAGGAUGACGGCCUGGAACAGGCUGCAAAGGCUCAGUGGAGCUUAGAUGAGAAGGUAGGGAGUUCUGCAGACACAAGGGAUCUACAGCAGGUAAUGGUAUCUGGGCCGAACCUCAACGAGACCAGUAUCGUAUCCGGUGGCUACGGAGGCACUGCUGAGGGCGUCAUCUCGACCAGCUCCAUCAAAGGGCCAGCUAUCCGCUUCAAUGCUGACUUUCCGCCCAGACGCAUUCCUGCCCCAGGACAAGACCUGCGUUUGAAGGCCAGGGGUGUUAGCAUUGCCCCAAAUCAAUCCGCAGCCAGCCGAAUAGGAGCCAGCCAAUCUGAGGACAUCUCAGGAUCCAACAUGCACCAGUCAGCGACUGCUGAGGAGGCCACAAGGGGCGUAGCAGUGGAGAAGUUUGACAUCAUGAAGAAGUGGGGCCUAAACACCUACAAGUGCACCAAGCAGUUAAUCUCGGAGCGGUUCGGACGCGGCUCCAGAACGGUGGACCUAGAGCUGGAGGCUCAGAUCGAGGUUCUUCGGGACACCAAACGGAAGUACGAGACCAUUCUUCGUCUGGCGCGGGAGCUCACCAACCACUUCUACAGCAUGGUGCAGACCCAGCACGCCCUGGGAGACACCUUCGCCGACCUGAGCCAGAAGUCACCAGAACUACGGGACGAGUUUGGUUACAACGCGGAGACACAAAAGUUGCUGUGCAGGAAUGGAGAGACGCUAUUGGGCGCCAUCAACUUCUUUGUGUCCAGCAUCAAUACACUGGUGAACAAGACCAUGGAAGACACUCUUAUGACUAUCAAGAUGUAUGAGAAUGCCAGACUGGAAUAUGAUGCAUACCGCGCGGACCUUGAGGAGCUGAACCUGGGCACUCGUGAUGCGGUCACCAUGGCAAGGAUUGAGGCCGCAGAUCAGCAGUACCAGGCCCAGAAGGACAAAUAUGAGCGUCUCCGUAGCGACGUCACCAUCAAGAUUAAGUUCCUGGAUGAGAACAAGGUGAAAGUGAUGCACAAGCAGCUGCUGCUCUUCCACAAUGCCAUAUCGGCCUACUUCGCAGGCAACCAGCAGCAGCUAGAACAGACCCUUAAGCAGUUCAAUAUUAAGCUCAAGCCCCCCGGAGCAGAGAAGCCCUCCUGGCUGGAGGAGCAGUGAGCGGAGGCCCUUUGGACCAACUGACUGACUACCCAGGACACACACAUACACACACACACAUACACACACACACAUACACACACACACACACACACACACACACAUACACACACACACACAUACAAAUACAAACACAUUGUUAACCAAACGUUGACUCGCAACCAAGACAGUCCAGUUUUCAGUGGCCAGAGAUCUCAAAAAAGGCAUGUGGGGUCUUCGAACCUUCCCUCUUCCUCAUCCUCUUUUUCUUCUUCCCUUCUUAAUUUGGUUCAGUCACUGGUUAAGAAAAGAGAGAGAGAGAGAGAGAGAGAUUUAAGAAAAUGCCUGAAGAAAACUAACACAUCCAGAACAACUCCUUCUGUACAAUCCUGUUCUCUUAGUGGAUUUGAGUCAUAGCAAACCUGAUUUCAGAUCCACAUUCUUCUUUCUUUUUUUUUCUUUUUUUACCACCAAAGCCUGAAUCCAUAAAACUGGACUUCUGUCCACCUGAAGUGGAUGUGUUUACUGCUUUCAUUUUUCUAGUAAGAAGUGUGUUUUUGUUAUCAGUGUGGUUUUUGGAGAAGCUGAUGAAGGAUUUCAAUUUACUGAUACUGACCAGAAAUCAGGUUUAUCUGAGAUAUUCAGAUAAAUAGUUAAAGGGGCUGGUGACAAUAUUUUAUACGUGUGGAAAAAAAAUGGUUGGAUAUUGGGCUUGUGUGUUUACCAGUAUAUGUUGUAUAUGAAACCCUUUGGAAAUGGAAAUGGAACUCGGAAAGUUUUUUGUAGCAGGCACAAAAACAUAGUGUGGUUGCUGCCUUUAAGAUGAUGAACAUUCCCCAAAUACGCCCGACACUCCAAAUGCUAAAAUGACUGAGGGUUUUUCAGCUUGAGGAAUAUCAUGAAGGAAGCAGUUUCUGACAAAGAUGAAGGUUUUUUUUUUUCUCAGUUGGUCUUGGGGGGAGGUGGACAUCUGAUCUUUGGUCUUAUUCUGACUUCCAACACCCAUUAGUCCAGUGCCUCCUCCCUCCAGCCAAGCGUUGGAAGUGGAGAAUCUUUAUUUAUGUGCAAUAUCUCUGAAUUGUCAGUGAUCUCUGCAGAAAUGAUUAUGUUGGUAAAUCGGGGAUGUUCACCAUUGCAUCCCAGUUUGUUAAGCUUCAUGUUAGUUGCCAGUGACCACCUCAAAACUGAAUGUCUCUCUUUUUUUUGACACUCGUCAGAAGGUGGCGUACAAAGUUGUGAAAUACGUUUUGAAAAGAUAAAUAUCUUUGCAUUGAAAAGGAGCCUUGUGAGCACUAAUGAUCGGACACCCAGACCUCUAAGAGUUGUCAGGGCUUAAGUUAUGUUCAGUAACUUUAGAAACGGACUGUUGUAUGUUUUGCUGAACGUACAAAACACUUGGAAGCUCUAAAUGGAAUACCUUGGCUUUGUUUGUUCUUUGUUGAAAAAAGUAUUAAUUUAUGUGUCUAUCACCUUAUUGAUACUGGUGGAUUGACAUGUUCGAAACACGUCUUCAUUCAUUCAUUCAUUUGUUUGUUUGUUUGUGUCCGUGACAGACGACUCCAGUGUCUAGUGUAGUGAAGAAUGUUUGCCAAAAUCAUUUUAAGCAUAGAUAAAUUGAUCAGUAUCGGAACACUAAAUGCAAAACUUAAUUUAACUCAAUUUUCAUGAUAAACCUCACUUUUGCUAUGUUUGGAAAAGACUACGAACGCAUGGUAUUUAUCAUUCUGUUCACUCCACUCUAUUUUCUGAUCUUUAAUGUGAUUUUCAAUGUCACACAGAUGAGAAGUAAUCAGCAUAAUAUUUUUGCGCUGGGAUAACUGCGGCUCAUUUUUGUUUAAACCUUUUCCCAAUACCUCAAGGUUAUAGUCUGUAUUUGUUAUUAUUUGUUGGAGUUAGAUUUAUGUACGAAUGCUAAUGUGGAGUUUAUGCAGAAACAACACACGCACACACAAUAAUGCAUAUUGCUACGGGCCAUGUCAGACAUUCAGUUUGGAAUGCUGACACCUUUUUUUAACUGAAAAAAAUAGCAACAGCGACCAUUCUUAUGAAUAUAUCACUGACGCUUUGAUAAGCCUAAUAGCUGCAGAGAAACAGCGGACUCUCGUUUUAGUAGAGAGGUAUUUGAGAACGUGGUCACACUUGAAAACAACAUAAAUUGUCCUUAAAGCGACACUGUAGGAGGCUCAUAAGGCUACCAUGAAGCAAUACAAAGGAAAUGUGUCUAAUAACCAUGAUCUUAGUCUGUAAUGUGUUUGUACUCCUCUGGUCAGAGUUUGCAUGUCAGUGUGUGAUGCAGACCCCCCCCCCCCCCCUCCCGUCCGUGAUCUGCUCUCAGAUGAGCUCUGAAUACAUAUGUGAGCAGGCUUGUGUAAUGAUAUACAGUCUAAGUAUGCAGACUGACGUUGGUCGACUAAAGACAUGACAGUGCUUAUUUUGUGUCCCCCCUCUAAAUGUUAUUGUGCCCCUGCUACGACUUUGGCAUACAUGGGAGUCAGAUUGACGUUGGCGUACGUGGGAGUCAGAUUGGCAUUAAGUGGGCGCUGGACGUGGGACCGAGGAAUUUAAUUUUUGAAAGAACUAUAUUUAACGAAGAGCUUACAUUUUUACAGAAUGUUUUUAUUUUUCCUAUAAAUGUUGUGGCAUGUGGAGUUCCGGAUAAGAUCAUGCCGAAUUACUACAAUGAAUGUCAUGGACAUUCUAUUGGUACUGUAUCUUAAUGGUCUCAAUCUCUGAUUGAACUGGACAUUGAAGUGAUCCAUCCUUUCUGUAAAAUUAACUCAAAUCUGACCUAAUGUUCCUUUCCUCUUUGUACAUUUCAGAACUCCCUAGAGUUGAUUGUUUUCAUGGAUCAGUGUGUUUCCUUUUAACCACUAGUGAAGAGAAUGAAAAACCCCUUACAUAGUUGUAGGCCGCAGCUGAUCGAGGGAUUUCUAAGCAUAUAUUAAUUGUGUACAAUCAGUUGUUAUCGGCUGCUCUGUAAUAUUUUUAGCGUAUGAUUGAUUGUAUAUAUGUGAGGAUAUUUAAGAUGAGAAGAAGUUAACUGGAUUUCUGUAAUUGCCUUUAUUUCUCAGUUUGACCAAACCUCUGGAACAUAAAGACUCUCAAACCCACAAUAUGAAAUAAAAUGUUUCCAAAAACCUG